AUGGGGUUAGGAUCUCCCAACCAUGUUUAUAUUAUCAAAAAAGCGAAUACAGAGAAGGAUAGGGACAUCAGCCAAAUUUUUGUUGAUAUGACUAUCCAAUGUGAGAAAGUGAUUCCCCAUUGGCUUGAUGGUUUGUUAGAAAAGAAAUUUUUUGGUAGAUGUGAGAAUCAUGAUUUUUCAAAGAAUGAUUUGAAUAGGUAUUGCAUUACUUGCGAUUCCUCAAAUUGCAAGUAUUGCAUCGCAUCAGGUACACAUAACGAUCACAAGCUACUCACCAUUUAUCGUCAUGUCUACCAAGAUGUGAUACCUCUCAAGGAGAUUGAGAGUCAUCUUGAUUGUUCAACAAUUCAGCCUUACAAAUGCAACAAAAAGUGGGUUGUGUCGCUAAAGCCGCUUCCCCACAAUGGUUCAGGUUCACAUAUGGACGGCGAUGAAGCAUGCCAUGUGUGUAAGAGAAAAUUGAAUGAUUUUGACCGAUAUAGCUUCUGCUGCUUAGCUUGCAAGGUUCAAGCAUUCUAUGAAAGGAGCAAAUCUCCUGUAGCUACAAGGAUGCUUACAGAUGGAAGGGACGAGGUUGUGCAACCUACAAAUCCAAACAAGCGUAUAUCAACUUCUGAGAGCAACUCUAUGUAUCGUAGCCUAGUAGAGGGUCUGUUUUGUCUUCUUUCCUCAACUCUAGUAAUACAGAGGAUUGAGAGAGGUGGAUUUCAAGCACACGAAAAACACAAGAAUAGGAAAUUCUUGGAAUUCCACCUGGAAAAGGCAAUUAGUAUAAGAUCAGAAGGAUGGAAGAAGAUAGCAGAUCUUGGAGGCUGCAGAAGGUAG
Messenger RNA from Olea europaea var. sylvestris, 825 nucleotides. RefSeq lists its product as uncharacterized. The transcript is spliced from 7 exons. NCBI's taxonomy places the organism in Eukaryota, Viridiplantae, Streptophyta, Magnoliopsida, Lamiales, Oleaceae. Gene Ontology annotation, molecular function: zinc ion binding. Bases 1 to 825 code for a protein of 274 amino acids. The record is from RefSeq and is a predicted model, not a curated record.